Molecule: messenger RNA, 1382 nt
Organism: Lactuca sativa (garden lettuce)
Lineage: Eukaryota; Viridiplantae; Streptophyta; Magnoliopsida; Asterales; Asteraceae
Product: chaperone protein dnaJ 10
Source: RefSeq, a predicted model, not a curated record
UAUACUUUUAUGAACAAAAAAGCGAAUCAUGUCGGAGCUUAUUGAACGAUUUCUCGCCACUGAUCCAUCAAGUUUUCAAUAUUUACAGAUUGAUUGAUUCGUCUUCUUUUGUCAUUCAAUAAAUCCAGCUUUACAAGAGUUUUGAUCGCUGAAAUAUGGUGAAAGACACAGAAUAUUACGACAUCUUGGGAGUCAGUACUGAUGCAUCUGCAUCCGAUAUUAAAAAGGCCUACUAUGUCAAAGCAAGGAAAGUUCACCCUGAUAAAAAUCCUGGGGACCCGAAAGCUGCCCAAAAUUUUCAGGUUCUUGGAGAGGCGUAUCAGGUUCUAAGUGAUCCUGAAAAGCGUGAAGCAUAUGACAAAAAUGGAAAAGCAGGAGUACCAGAUGAUUCAAUGGUGGAUCCUGCAGCUGUUUUUGGCAUGCUAUUUGGUAGUGAUUUAUUUGAGGAUUAUAUUGGGCAACUUUACAUGGCUGCUAUACAGUCAGUAGAACUUGAAGAGGAAGGACAGGUGCCUGAAAUCCGCAAAAUGAAAGUCCAAGAAAGGAUGAGGGAAUUUCAAAAGGAGAGGGAAACCAAACUCAUAACAAUUCUCAAGAAUCGCCUUCGGCCAUUUGUUGAAGGACAAACAACAGAAUUUGUAAAUUGGGCAACAAAAGAAGCCCAUCAGCUCUCAAAAGCUGCUUUUGGUGAGGCUAUGUUACAUACAAUUGGCUACAUAUACACAAGACAAGCUGCAAGAGAACUUGGAAAAGAUAAACGUUAUAUGAAGGUCCCAUUCAUAGCUGAAUGGGUAAGAGACAAAGGACACCAAAUGAAAUCACAAGUUUCAGCCGCUUCAGGUGCUGUGUCUUUGAUACAAAUACAAGAAGACCUUAAGAAGUUGAACACUUCAGAAGGAAAAGAACAACAGAUAAUGAAAGCUGUUGAAGAGAAAAAAGAUCAAAUGGUUAAUUCCUUGUGGCAGAUCAAUGUUGUUGAUAUCGAAACAACAUUAUCCCGUGUCUGCCAAGCGGUGUUGAAAGACCCAACGGUUUCGAAAGAUGAAGUGAAGAGACGUGCAAUUGGGAUGAAGAAGCUUGGAACAAUAUUGCAAGGAGCCAAGACAAAUUAUCGCAGGGAUAAUAGUUUGAGACAGGAAGGCGUUCAAGUCCAACAACAGUCUGCUUCUUCAUCCAAGUAGCAUAUGUGUAUGCUCAUGCUUCCAUGUCAUCAUCACGUAUUCGAUAUUUUUAUGUUGAUUAUUGUAGUGAAAUACUGUAUAAAUUUGCAUCAUAAUUCAAGUUUGUAAUACUUUCCGAAUGUAUUUUAUAAGAUGAAUGUUCAGAUGGAUUUUUGUUAUAAGUUUCUUAUCAAAUAAGGCAUCUGGUUAUUGAAAGUUAAA